AGUUAUCCCUACACGUGGAUUCGAGGAAGCAUGUUGCACGGUGCGAGACGAGCUGCGCGAAUUCUAGCCGCAGUAGUGUUUCGCGCGUCCCUAGGUACGGUUCGCGAAUCCAUCUGCGCCGGCUGGAACCCGGAGAACCUUCCUCCCACCGCUUUAAUCGUCCCGACGUCGGUUCCUCAGACUUACUUCGCUGGCGAGCCUCGGUGCGGCUCUUUCGCGAACCGUCGAACGCGUUCGCGAUUUUUUUUUUCCUUCGGAGGAUCGUUCUCGACAUACAAGGUGAUAAUAGUGUCCGGUAAAAGAGAGAAGCAGAUGAGCAAAAUUCAUGUCCAGGUGUAAUUGUGAGUCACAAAACUGUCGGGGGAUGUUGGAAAGAUAAUAGAAAUGAUUUUUGCGAGCUUUUCAUUUUACUGUCAGCAUUUGGUACUCGUCGUUUAUUUAAUCUUUUUUAAAAAUACGGUGUUUAGAUCAUUGGGUGAUGAAAUUAUAAAAAGAAAGUGCUUUCGUUCAUUGAAUUCAGUAUCGACAGUUAUUUUAUUCUUUUUCUGUGAUUUUCUCGUGUUGUUUAUUUCAAGCAGUACUUAGACCAUGAGCUCGUGAAUUAUAAAUAAAAAAAAAAAAACUAUUUUCAUUUAGACUACGAUCUUACGGAGCUACACGAAGAAGAGUAUUGUUCGUCGUUCGUACCAAAGAUCACGUUAGAAUUCGAGUCGUCUCGCGUUGCACGAAUCCAUAUCUACCCAGCAUUCAAUCUCGUUCAAUAUAGGAAUCAAAUUUUGCCCAUCGCCUUCGAGGCUUUCACAAUAAUCUCGUCGAUCAUCCUCGAAACGUCGUAAAGUCGUUCUCCGAUCGAUCAUCGCUUCGAUCCUCGACCCUUCGGUUCGUUUACAGUUCAGUCACUGCAGACUAAAGCACUUCUCGCUUUGUGGAACCUCUGGAUAAAGGUAUUCUCCGAAAAAUAGUCGUCACGAAUGCCUUUUCAUGGUGAAAUGAACUAUCGCCUCGGUAACAAGAGUCGCGUUUUGAAUCGACGAUUCGAACUGGAAGUGAAGUGAAGUGAAGUGAACGGUUCAACUUGGACCACGAAGGACGGACAUCCCUGCGAUGGAGUGCACCUUCGAGGGAGUGGAACCCCGAAUCAACAGAUGAGUAUCCCUUCGACGGAAUCAACGAGGAUCGAGUGCUUAGGCAAUCUAUACGUUCCAGAGAUGGACGAAAUUCUUAUCGAAAUAGCGAAUAAAUAAUCUGCUCGAAAGAAAUUAUUAUAAAUACCUGGGUAAUCGGUGAAAGCAGUAUUACAGCAAAAUUAAAGUUAUUUGGGAAACUAGGAUCUUAAGAAAAGUAAAAGUUGAUCGUUGAUAUUAUAACUCAUUCCUCGGUCGAUUUACCUACCCCAACAAACAUUAAUCCCUUCUGAAACUUUGGCUCCGUACUAGCUUUACUUUUGUUUCAAUGUUUACUACAAUAUUUGAUAGAAUUAUAUACACACGUUCCUCUACACCCUGUCCAUUUUUCUUUUUAGUAAAUAAACCAUGCUCCUUCCCUCCUCGAAAUCGAUCCGAAUUUCAAACUCGCCGAUUUUAUUCGUUCUUCGAUCCCUCCGAAAUCGAAUUUUGCCCGUAUCUGAUCCAUGAAUGCAAUGCACGAGCAAACGAGGGACACAAACGAAAUUCUCGAGAAUUGUUCAACGCGAAGGUAGCAAGGGUUCGCAGGUGACAGGGGUCAGGGGUCAGGGGAGGGGCGAGCGUUCAGGCCGUAUCGUAGUUGCGCAUGGAACGGGACUGAAGCCGCCGAAUGCAAACGUUCAGGUUCGCGAAGCUUUAUCGUCGCGGAGAUAACGGUACCGAGGUGUACGCUUGAACGGAAAGAGAAAGCAGACGUGAGAGAAAAACCGGCCGUAGAAUGGAGUCCAUUGGUACGAAGCCGAGAGUCCCGGAUCGUCUCGGGGAAACAGCACCGCGAUGCACGCCACUGCGACGCUUUGACUCACCUUCUUAACGUUUUAGCUACCUGGAACCUAUUUACGAGCUUUUCAGUCUCGGUAUCUUCGUAUCAAUCCUAAUUUUUGCACAUUCGUUUCUGUUUGUAUGUAUCGAGCAGUGCAAGUAUACAAUGCUACGCAUUUAGUAGCUAUCUAUGGCUAUUUAUGGUUACAGGUAUGGUUACAGGUGUGAAUAAUCGUAGAUUAAGAUUUUGGUCAUAAGUAUUCAAAAGAAGUUCUUAAAACACCACAGUUUACAUGUCCACUCAGAUUUAUAUCCGGACCAGCGAGAAAGUGAGAUCUCCAUUGUCAUUCACGAUGUUACGUGAAUUUAAUCACGUGUAUAUUCAAGUUCUCGUAAAAAAUCAAAUGCUCUAAUUCAGAGUAAUUGUUCAUAGUACAGAAAUAACUUUUUCUUUGAAACACCUGUCCUCUAUCUAAAUAGACGGGUAGCUGAAGCGUUAAAUGCACGUUUUUCGCCCGAGAACCAAAGAUGGGCAAAAUUCUGGAGAAACCGUCGAAUAACGAAUGGAAGGUAAACAACUGUUUACGCGUUACUCGUGAAGUGCAGAUUGGAAUCUGAAUCGAAGCUGUAGAACAUUGAACAAAUAACAGUUUGUUUGUUUGUUUUGUUUGUUGGGUCGUUGCACAAACUUUCCUAUUCGUCGCCGAUUAUUCGAACGCAAUUCUGCCCAUCUCUGCCGAAAACGCAUCGAUCGAGGCCCGUAAUAGCGAGCUACUCUUAGCACGGAAGCCCUUCGAUGCCCUUGUUUCGUUGAACUUCCAGGUAGCAAUCGGACUGGUAAGGAUUAUCUGUACGAUUCCAACACUCCAGGUUUCGUGAGAUUUUUCGAGCCACGACUAUUGUCCGCGCUUCUCGAGGGGUGAAACUACCCCCAAAGCUGAGAAUGAAAUGCCGGUCGGAUCAACCAAUACAGAUCUAUAAACGUCUAAUACUUUUCGAAGCUCCAUCUGAGAGCAAAGUUUCCAAAGGAGAAUCCAAAUUCCUCUCCAAAUAUACUAAUUUUAAACCUGAACAAGUGACGAGCAAAGUAUUUGAGUAAAUUCUUGAUAUUUAUUUCCUAUUUAUACUUAUCUCACUUUAAUUCCGUACACUUUUAUUUUUAUUUUUAUCUUAAAUCAUAUGCCUCGAAUAAGGUCCCACGUUUAUUAUUUAAAACUCCCCCCCCCCCCCCCAAAUGCUGUCAAUCCUCGCGUAUCGCAAGGUUGACAGAAGUUUAAAUUAAUCCAUCCUCAUUUCGUGCAAAGUCGAAGGAAAUGCGGUUGACAAAGUGUUAAACGACGUUUCUCGCGAGGCAUACGGAGAUAGGUUUACCUUCGAAAUUGAUACUCCCGGUCGAACCGUUUCGAGGAACGUCUUCGACCAAUACGGGACUUGCACGCGAUUCUCGAGUCGAUACCCGUCGGUUGCAUCGAGUCUGCUACCCGUUUAAUUGCGCUCGCAACUUAUUGGAAUUGCGAGUAGCGGUGGCAACGCCUUAACUAUCGGUUCGAAUGUCGAACUAUAAUUAGUAACUUACUCGAUUUGCAGCCCGUACUGUUUCCCGUCGUCGAUUCCAUCUUUCAAUUUUCACCUUGGUAUUUGUCCCUCGGUAUCGCUGUAGUCCGAAAGUUUAGCGUUCGAUUAAAGAGGAAUAUAGAACUGAAUUACAACGUAACAAGAAGUCAAAUAAGAACGAGUUUGUUCACCUAUUUCUCAGUUUUCAUUUAAUUUGGACAAAGUUUCUUCGAUAAACAUAGAAAGUACGAACACUUACGAGCCUAAGUAUACGCAUAAAUACCAGCUGCGCUUUACAACUCGCGUUUCCGUCUUGGUCUGUUUACCACUUGUGGUAGUAAUGCAAGUAACUGAAAUAAAUAAAGUAGUUGAAUCAGUCCCAUCGCUACCUCGGUAUCUUUCCUCUUCUUUCUCUCAUUUCGACGAUGUCGCACCAAGCGAGUCCAGCUUUCGCACUCUCCUCGCUUUCGCGCGAUAUUGGCCCACUCCUCCCGCUAUCAUCUAUUUCUCCAGGGGAGGAAUAUCAUUGUUCCUCUUUUCCGUUGUGUUGCCAUUUCAUCCAUUGUUUUCCUUCCGCGCGUACUCGCAAUCUCACCAGGGAUGGGUAAAAUUCCUCGUCCAGAUGGAGGGCUCGAAUAACGAAUAAAAAAUAACCAACUCAUCCGCUGCUCGUUAAGUAAAUAUUAGAAGUGGAGUCGCGGAACGAAAUACAUCGCGAUGGGACGACUAACGAUUGAAUUGAUUGCGAGAUAAAAUAAACUUGGGUGAAGAUUUCUAUACGGAUUUAUCCACCGUGAAAAAUGUAAAAACAAGUUGCUUAUAACAGAUAAUUCUUGAUAUUUAUUUUCUAUGUAGACGUUUCGAUGAUAUAUAAAUGUAAAUUAUUUACUUUUAUAAUUGUAAAGGGUGAAUUUAUACUUGUUCUCGAAAAUUGAGCUGAUCGAUGGAAUUCGACAAAUUACUGUAAGUCGAUUUAAUUUAUCACCGAUUGUUCCGGUGAAAUUUCCUCCAUCUCUGUCAAUCGCGAUCAAUGGCGCAUCGUAAGUAAACAAGACACCAUAGGGGCUCAACUGAAGCCCCCAUAAUCAAUAUCCCCCACAACUCGUUACCAGUAUUCAAAUCCGUUAUACGUAAAACAAAUUUCUUUACACGAGAAAUUCUAUUAAUAUAAUGUUAGAUCUUAAUAUUCUUGUUUUAAUUAAUUUUUACACGUUUCGUCUUAACAAUUCUAUUAACGUAGGGUUAUCGCUAUUCCGUUUAAUUUCUAUGCGAUUCCUACUUUCUCCCAACAUUUUCGCUAUACCUUCGAAGAAAUUAAGCUCGUCCUGGACCCUCUCGAGAAUGCAACGCGCCACUGAUCGCGGUUUCGCGCCGAAUCGAGUCUUGGUCGCAGAUUCUCUUUGUCCAGAGACGUUUUCACGGACGACGCGUCAUUCUCCUUUUUCGUUCGCGCAGGAUGCGAGUCGGUUCGCCUCCGGACCACGUCGUCGGGACACAGCCACCAGCUCGAGCAAAGCUUCGACGAGACGUCGAUGGACAGUUGUCCACUGUCGGCGAUCACCGAGGGAAGAGCGAGCGACUCGCCGAAAGAUUGCAUCGAGACGGAAGUGACGUCGCUGGAGGAGGCCAAGUCGGUGAUAGCGGCCCUUCGAGCGAGACAGAGAGCACAGGCGCAUCAGAUGCUCGCCUGGAGGAGGACCCUGAAAUUGCAGGAGGAUCUGGUGGCUCGGCUGACGAGGGAGAAGGCCGAGCAGCUCAGGACGUUAUCUUCGCAGCUGCUGCUGUUCGAGUCGAGGCUCUGCCGGAAGCAGAAGGAGAUCGAGGCUAGCCUGGCGCAACGAGAGUCUAUUAUACUCAGACAACAGAGGGUGAUUCGACAACUGCAGAGUAGAUUGGCGGAAAGAAACACCGGAACAAGGGACUCGCCACCUUGCGAUGCUCUAGAUAGAUUGGACAGCCUGGGGGACAGCGACAGCGCCGUCGUGCUCGAGGAGACUGCCGACGACCUGGCACCCCCUAGGUUUCGCUCGAACAUCACCGACGUGACGGUUAUCCGAUCUGUGUCGGACGCGGUGGAGCCAUCGAGCAAAUACUCGUCGAUGCGCCGGUGCAACGGGUUCCUGAGAAGGCCGGAAAUCCUGGAAACUGUUUACUCGGUGGAGGAGGACGGCGACAGCGAGAACAAUCAGGACCCGUCCGAGUCGACGGAGAACUCCGAGUGCGAGGAGCGUCGGACGAAGAACUUCGGGAACGGGAAGGGCAGACUUCAAGAUCUCUACGGCAGCUUCGAGAGACUAGCUCAAGAGGCGGACUCGCCGCCCACCGAGAGGCCCAGGGAUGAGAGUCAGCAGGCGCAGGUGACGUACAACAGGGUAAUGAGCAACCACAGAUCGGUGACGAAGCCGAAAGACGUGAAGUACAAAAGGAUAAACAAGGCGAAAUCUAAGAGUUUGGAGGAACUGAGGGGCCGUCUGAGAAAUUGGGCCGAGAAAGGGAACAAAAUCGCUAUAUCGUUGGAUCAGUCUUACGCCUGAAUAAGGUCCCCCUUGUACCUCCUGAAACUAUGUUAUAGGAAUUCUUUCGAGCACGGCGAUCACGGUUGACCGAACGCUGAUAAAACUGCUUCGCUCUUAUCACGCCGAGAGUCGCGCCAAGAGGUCGCGGCGGUGUAUUUAAUUGAAAUUCUCAUCGCUCCAUGUGAUAUUUACUGUAGUGUCUCGAGAAUUAAAUUAGAAAACCUCACGCGUCGCGUGGACAAUUUUCAGCCACUUGUGAUAUAUAUAAUGAUUUUAUUGUAAUACGAGCACGGUUGUUUUAGUGAUAGUCAUUGUCGCGAGGAUGAUGGUGGCGCGUUAGACAGGGCGAGAUAUAAACAGCUUAGAGGGGGGAGGGGAACUCAUCUAAAUCUGGAACACAGGGAAGGGCUGUAAAGUAUUGAAUUUUCUAGGUUCGUGAUAAUUAAUUUUAUUUUUCGUAUCCUCUUACACUUUUCUUUUACAAAAGAGUCGAACCGAUUUCAAAGUAACUCACCGUGGAUUCUUAAAAAUAGAGAUAAUACAAGUCUUUCAUUCUUUGUUUUGUAUGAAUAAUAAUGAUGAGCUAUUAAAAUAAUAAACCUCCCCUCUAACAAUGCGCCGCUCUCGUGGUGCCAGCGGGAAGGGAGCAGAGAAUAAUCGAAGAAAUUGCCGGUCGCGUGGCAAUUUUCGCUUGAUUGUUUCCUCUCGGCUUCAUCUUCCCUUCAGCGAGAGAGAGUAACUUUGCGCCGCCACGAAACCGCGUUGCCAAAUUGUACAAUCAACAAUUUUAUCGCUCUCUCCGUCGUCGGAGCCGCAGACAUUCGAGUAUUUACCCUUAGCAGGCGAGACGAGAAUAUAUUAACCCUGGAACUCCGCGCUUCACUUAUACAGUCAUCGAUCAAAUUAUCGAAGACACCUUGGAGAAUAGGUUUUUCCAUUUUAACCCAUUCUCGUACCGUUUCUCUCUUGUUCCCUUUGAAGGUCUGGCACGAGCCACAAUUCGACGCCAUGUUUGCGUGCACGCGACGACCACCCAGCGCUUCAACGUUCGUAUAGUUCCCAUUUUGUCAAUUACGAUCAUUCCUCGUCGACGAGGAAUGCGAUGCCUGUUCACCAGAGGUAGGUGAAAUUUUCUUCCAAUAAUCGUAGCGGGUCGGGAACUGUUUUUAUUAAAAAUUGUAUUUCACCAAAAGCAAAGGAGGUAUUCGACGAAUUGCGAGUAACUCUAGUUCAAAGAUGACUAUUUGCAAAAAAACGUGAGAGAUCCUCCACAGAGAUCACGCAUAAUGUAAAAUGCCUACGAUAUUUAUUUAUUUAUUUAUUUAUUUAUUUAUUCCCCGUAAAAUAAUCAGGCGAACUCGAAAGACACCGUAAUAGUCUAUCCAUCAUCUUAUCCAGGUAAAAAAUUUUCCUAUCUCUGGUGUAUACACGGUUUUUUUUUGUUUUUUUUUUUUUUUAAAGAAAAAAGGGAAGGCCUCAGCUCAAUUUUUCUAAACGCUAUAUACAAACUAAUCGAGAGUCGUCAAUAUAUACCAGCGGGCUAUUCAAACAGGAACACUUGAAUGUCUUGAUUGCUUCUCGACAUACGAAAGAAUUAUGGAAACUCGAUUUAUUCGUUCGCAGCUCAUGAUCUAAAUACAUACUUUUUCGAGGAUGUAUUAUCUACAUCAAGUAAACUAUAUUGCAGCAAUUAAGCGUGGUAUCUUUCUGUCUUUCCACAAACUCAAUUAGAACUUACAAUUUUCAAAAUUGAAAUGUUUGUAACAUCCUGUACAGACUACACUGUACAUCUGCAAGCAACUGCAAGACGUUCAGGCGUUCUUGUUCGACGGGUUAAAUUUGAUAAAUGUCUUCUAUUACGUUACUGUCCCUACUAGCUCCAAUCAUUGAAUAUAUACCGAAGAUAAUCAAUAUUUAUGUAUAGGACGCAUUUACGGAAUAAACAAUGCAACGCGGAUUAUUUUUCGUAAGUUAUCCAUCUCUAGCGAGUAUCGAGGCACAGAAAAUUCUUCUUGCGGGUACCUGUCCUUAAUUUUAAAAGAACUACCGAUAGAACGUUUUCUAUUUCCGCGUUCCGUUCGAGGUAAAUGUUUUUUUUCGACUCUCGAACGGAAAAUGGUACAGGGAAGCUAUCGACAAUCCCCACUUUUUAAAUAAAACAGAGUGAAUAAGGAAACCUAUAUAUAUAUAUAUAUAUAUAUAUAUAUAUAUAUAUAAA
Hylaeus volcanicus is the source of this 8234-nucleotide messenger RNA. RefSeq lists its product as uncharacterized. Lineage: Eukaryota; Metazoa; Arthropoda; Insecta; Hymenoptera; Colletidae. Bases 5033 to 6034 code for a protein of 333 amino acids. The transcript is spliced from 5 exons. The record is from RefSeq and is a predicted model, not a curated record.